GGUACUGCGCAUGCGUGCAAGGGCACCUGGGUUGAACUGGGGGGUCUACGUUAACGUUAUCGGUUUUGGGGAUCAGGCGCAGUAUCUGAACACUGCUCCAUUAACCCCUUGGGGACUAGCAAGGACAUGGACAGCAACGAAGCGUUUUAUGAGCAGCUGCGGCUCCAGCAACUGUAUGGAAAUCGCGAGGCUGGGGACGGAACGGACCCCCACACCUUUACGGACCCUUCUGAUGGCACAGAAUAUGAAUGGGACCUGGAAAAGAAAGCCUGGUUCCCUAAGCUAACUGAAGACUUCUUGGCAAUGUAUCAGGCAAAUUAUGGUUACAAUGCCUCUGAGAAUGCUGAACCUUCUCAGGCCCCAAAGGAAAUCAAGGAUGAAGAAAAGCCUAAGAAAGACCCCAAAACUGAACCAGAACCAGCUGAGUCCAAAGCGAAGGGAGAGAAGAGAAAAGCCGACCCAGGUUGGUUCAAUGUGGGAGAUGAAAGAAACACAAAUGUGUAUGUGACAGGUCUGCCUCCUGAUAUUACAAAUGAAGAAUUUGUCCAGAUUAUGUCUAAAUGCGGCAUUAUCAUGCGAGAUCCAGUGACCGAAGAGUUCAAAAUUAAGCUGUAUAAAGAUAAGGAAGGGAAUCUGAAAGGAGACGGCUUGUGCUGUUAUCUCAAGAAAGAAUCUGUUCCACUCGCUCUGAAGCUUCUUGAUGAUUAUGAGAUCAGGGGGUACAGACUUCAUGUUGAAAAUGCCAAAUUCCAACUGAAGGGGGAGUAUGAUGCAACCAAGAAAAAGAAGAAAUGUAAGGACUACAAGAAGAAGCUGAAUCUCCAGCAAAAACAACUGGAUUGGAGGCCAGAGAGGAAAACUGAAAAAAAGAAGCGUUUUGAGAGAGUUAUCAUUAUCAGAAAUAUGUUCCACCCUACGGACUUUGAGGAGGAUCCGCUUGUGCUGACUGAAAUCCGUGAAGAUCUCCGGUCAGAAUGUGAAAAGUUUGGGCAAGUGAAGAAAGUCAUUAUAUUUGAUCGACAUCCGGAUGGAGUUGCGUCUGUAUCAUUUAAAGAUGCAGAAGAAAGCGAUGCUUGUAUUCUGGCUCUAAAUGGGAGGUGGUUUGGUGGUCGUCAGCUGGUUGUUCAGGUGUGGGAUGGUGUGACAGAUUAUCAGAUUGAAGAGACAUCUCGAGAGAGAGAGGAGCGACUCAAGGGCUGGGAGAACUUUCUGCAGGCAGACAAGGGAAAAGCUUCUGAAGAUGCGAGUGAUGAGAAGUCGACACCUUCUGUAAAUAACGGACAGUCUGAAAACAAAGAGGGCGUCAGAGAGGGCGUCAGAACGGAACCUGAACAUGGUACAGACAGCGUCCAGCAGCAGGGAAGUCAACAGACCAAACCGGCUGAUGAUGCUGCAUCCACAGACAGCAGUAUUGGUGACAGUGAUGAUGAGAACGAGGAAGAACAAUCGUAGAGCUUCACACUUUUAACUGGCUGCCUAUAGAUGUUUCAGUUACUUUUAGGGUGAAUUACAUGUGGUAUAUGCUGACAUUUGGCCAAUUAAUAUUAGUUUGAUUCAUUUUGCUUAAAUGGGCCCUAACUUUUCACACAACUUUGCAUAAGUUAAUAGUAGAAGUGACCACAAGAAACUUUGUAAUAUGUUUUAUCAGUAAGACAUGUCUAGUUCUCAUGUUAACAGCUGUUACCCCUCCUUGCUUUUAACUUUGAAAAAAUGCUUUCAUUCUGUCUCGA
Bufo gargarizans (Asiatic toad) is the source of this 1730-nucleotide messenger RNA. RefSeq names its product HIV-1 Tat specific factor 1 (gene HTATSF1). Gene Ontology annotation, biological process: mRNA splicing, via spliceosome. Gene Ontology annotation, cellular component: U2-type spliceosomal complex; U2 snRNP. The transcript is spliced from 9 exons. Bases 127 to 1452 code for a protein of 441 amino acids. The record is from RefSeq and is a predicted model, not a curated record. Lineage: Eukaryota; Metazoa; Chordata; Amphibia; Anura; Bufonidae. Gene Ontology annotation, molecular function: RNA binding.